This is a messenger RNA of Alosa sapidissima (American shad), 3152 nucleotides long. It is a transcript of the gene ift54, whose product is annotated as TNF receptor-associated factor 3 interacting protein 1. Gene Ontology annotation, cellular component: ciliary basal body; axoneme; centrosome. The transcript is spliced from 17 exons. Gene Ontology annotation, biological process: intraciliary transport; regulation of microtubule cytoskeleton organization; cilium assembly. NCBI's taxonomy places the organism in Eukaryota, Metazoa, Chordata, Actinopteri, Clupeiformes, Clupeidae. The coding region runs from base 143 to 2053 and encodes 636 amino acids. Gene Ontology annotation, molecular function: microtubule binding. The record is from RefSeq and is a predicted model, not a curated record.
ACAGAACAUUGCAUUGUGGGAUUGAGAAGCGAUUGGCAUAGCUACAGGAGAGUCCACAGAUUUUAUGUUUCAAGAGUUUUCUACGACAUCGGCAGUAGAAAACAGGAAUUUGGUUUGGGAAUAGGGCUUUCAAAGUACAGUAAUGAACGGGGCAGUGGUCAAAAAGACCCAAGACACCCUGGGAAAGGUGAUUAGAAAACCACCUCUCACAGAGAAGCUGCUCAACAAACCGCCGUUUCGUUACCUGCACGACAUACUCAGUGAGGUGAUACGGACUACUGGUUUCUUGAAAGGACUGUACAUUGAGUCAGAGAUGAAGUCAGAUAAUGUAAAGGAGAAAGAUUCCAAAAUUGCAUUCCUCCAGAAGGCCAUAGAUGUGGUGAUGCUGGUCAGCGGGGAGCCUCUGUCAGUCAAACCAGCGCGCAUCGUAGCUGGACACGAGCCUGAAAAGACCAAUGAGCUGCUGCAGGCCAUUGGCAAGUGCUGCCUCAACAAGUUAAACAGUGACGAAGCUGUGAAGCGCGUCUUGUCGGGGGAGAAGGUGGAUCUCAAAAGCAAACCUUCCUCUUCGUCUAAAUCUCAGGACAAGGAAAACCGAGAGGGCCGUGAUCGCCAUAGAGACAGAGAGGAGAGGAAGGAGAUCAAAGAGAGCAGCCAGAGCAGAGCCCCCAAAGACCCGGACCAGCCCAGAGAGCAGGAGGGCCGGAGGCCGGAGAAGGAGAGACACCGGGAAGGAGAGCGGUCAGAGAAGGGGCGCGAGAGGGACCGGACGAAAGAGCGCGACCGAGACAAGGACAAGAGCCGGGAGCGGGACAAAGACAGGGCGCGAGACAAGGACAAGGAGCGAGAGAGAGAGAGAGACAGAGAGAAGGAGAGAGAGCGAGACAAGGAGCAGGAGCGCGAGGUCAAGGCCAGAGAGCGCGGAGACGUGCCAAAAGAGCGGGAGCGCCGACGAGAGCGGGACAGAGAGCGCGAGCGCCACAAGGACACCGAGGAGAAGGCGAGGGACAGGAGCGAGCGGAAGGUGAAGGCAGCAGAGGAGUCCCGACCAAAACCCCAUCCUGAGGAACCCAGCAAAACUCGCAAGCCAGCGCCUGAAGAGAGCUCACAAAUGCCAGAGUCAGAAUCAGAAGAGCCAACAGAGGUCUCUGAAAACCAGAGCCCCGCCAGGAUACCAAGGCCAUCAUCAGCCAAAGGACAGAGACGCUGGCCCAAAGCAGGAGGUCCAGAUGAGUCAGACAGUGAAGGAGAAGCUCCUGCAGCCGAGAGGCCAGUGCCGUUAGAGAAUGGAGACACAACAGAUGCUGGACCUCCUCACGCUGCGCACAGGAGAAUACCUCGGCCCAACAGUGCCCGGCCUGCACCGCCCCGAGUGAAGAGGCAAGAGAGCUACACUGAAGUGCCCCCUGCUGAGAGACUGGGCAGUGCCAAGGCGGCGCCCGGUGUGAUCAUGGAGGGGAAGAAGCUGUCUGAGGAUGAGGACGAGGAUGACGAACAGUUUGUUGUGGAAGAAGCAGCUCCUGUCCCAUCUGACGUGUCUGAUAUGCCUGUAGAGGCUUCUGUUGAGCUUCAGGGUGAUGAAAAUCAUGGCGGUCUUGUGAAGAAGAUCCUGGAAACAAAGAAAGACUUUGAAACUACUCCAUCAUCUCCAAAGUCAAAUCAGGAGCGGACGCUGGUGUCCGAGGCGGCGAGGCGGAAGGAGCGGGAGCUGGUGGCGCGGGAGAUCGAGCGGCUGCGCUCGUCUAUCCAGACUGUGUGCCGGAGCGCCCUGCCGCUGGGCAAGAUCAUGGACUACAUCCAGGAGGACAUGGACGCCAUGCAGAACGAGCUCCAGGUCUGGCGCCGCGAGAACAAGGAGCAUGCCCAGGCACUGCUGCAGGAGCAGAAGAUCACGGACAGUGCUGUGGAACCGCUGAAGGCUGAGCUGUCCGAACUGGAGCAGCUAAUCCGGGACCAGCAGGACAAAAUCUGUGCCGUCAAGUCCAAUAUCCUCAGGAACGAGGAGAAGAUCCAGAAGAUGGUGUUGAGCAUCAACUUCUCCUCACAGACGUGAGACGAGCAAAUAAACAGAAAGAACAGUAAUAACAAAAGGAAAAGAACAGAAAAAAAUGCACUGAACCCCACUAGGUGUCUCUCUUAAUUUAGCAUUGCCCAUGUCCUUUGUUGUGAUGGCCAUGUCAGAAUUGCACUUUUUCAGUGAGCACCAUGGUUGUGCUGCAGACCAUCGUUGUCUCACUGUCUAUUGAGAUGCCUUCCGUGAGGGACAGAGUCCCUCCAGCUCUGUGGCUGUGAUGGUGAAUAGACAUAGAAAGACACACCGGCACUGUGUACAGAUAGCCUCUCCUGGUACAUUUCACAUCCAUUUGCACACUUUAUUAAAAACGAAAACCCUAACUGAAUUAAUAUCUAUAUGUUGUUGUAUAUCAAGAUAUUAAUAUACAACAGACCACACAGGGUCGCCUGACCAUUCCGUUCACCUCUUAGAUUUCUCCUCAAAGCUCAUGAUAUAGCAAUAUACAUGUGCUGUAAAGCGCAGACAUGCCAAAACCAGUAAAUACACUAAUGCUCUCCAGUAGAGCACCAUUGCACUUUGAUAUAACCCACUUCCUGGAUGGUUACGAGUGAGCAUAAUAUAGUUAUAAGGGGAAACUAAGAAUUGACAUGAUCUAAAAAAUGAUUUGUCUGGAGCACAUUAAUUGUAGUAGUUUUGUGAACUUAAGUCCACCACCAGUCCAUUUCAGUUUUGAGGAUAUAAAACUUGUUUCCCAUUCUGCACAGCUUUGAUGUCGUCUUGUAGUGAUUUUGAUUCUGAAUCCGCUGAAGGCUUUUUGUACUUUUUUGCAAAAGAAAACCAACCCAUCCCACCCCCUCCCCCUAGUGGACAAACUGUGUUCUAUUUUUGUAUACAUCUAAAUUACUUAAAAGAAUAUAAAAAUGAAACAAAGCAAUAUUCUAUUUCAAUUUUAGGAUCAAUAAAGGUGAGUUUAGCUGAUCUUGCAUUUAUAGUCUGUCAUGGUUCAUUGUCCAUAUUCUAGAACCAUUCAAUUCAUACAUCAGAGACAGCUUCACAUCCUAAACUAAGAUACACCCAUAAGCUCUUUCUGCAAUUUCAUCGUAUUUUACAAUAUCAGGUGAAUGUAGUCUAAACCAUU